AUGACCGCCAACAAGUUCGUCGUGCACAAGUUCGGCGGCACGUCUGUAGGCAAUGCCGACUCCUUUGCCAAGGUCGCGGACAUUGUAUCGAAGCUAAAGGAUCCACGCAUUGCAGUGGUAGUAUCGGCUAUCGGUGGCAAGCCCAAGGUCACAGACCUGCUUAUUUCGCUGCUCACGCUGGCCAAACAGCGCUGCACUAUCGAAUGCGACGAGAUUCUGGCUACAAUCCGCAAGAAACACCACGAUGUCGUGCGUGCGCUGCUGCCUCGAGACGUUGGUGAGCUCAUUGAGAAGGACAUCGAGCGCGACUUGCAGUCGGUCUCGGAGCUGCUUCGCUCCAUCUCAAUCAUGCAAGCAUGCAACGACAACGUGGUCGAGUUCAUCUCUGGCCAUGGCGAGAUCUGGUCGGCCAAGAUCCUCACGGCUGUCUUGAGCGAAAAGACGGACGUGAACGGCAAGCAGCACGGCUUUCGUUUCGUAGAUGCCCGUGACUUUUUGACGGUCGAGUCCAACAAUGAGCACGGACCAGUCGUGCAGUACGACUUGUCGAUGCAGAAGAUGCACGAGAUUGUCAAGAAUGGACAAGAAGGCAAGGAACGUACGCACCUCGUCGUCACGGGUUUUAUCUGCAGUACAGUCGAAGGUGUCAUGACGACUCUCAAGCGCGACGGCAGCGACUUUACAGCUUCAAUCUGCGGGCGUAUCUUGCACGCUAGCAGUGUCACAAUUUGGACGGACGUGAGCGGUGUAUUGAGUGCCGAUCCACGUCGUGUGCCCGAGUCGCGCAUUUUACCCGAGAUCUCGUACCAGGAAGCAAUGGAACUAGCGUACUUUGGUGCCAAGGUGAUCCAUCCAAAGACCAUGGCGCCUGCCAUUGUCGAAGGUAUCCCCAUCUACAUCCGGAAUACAUUUGAACCUGACCACCCGGGCACGAAGAUCUCUCACCGCAACAAGGUCGAGCUCAAUCGCUCCAUGUCCAAUGGUGCUCCCACUGCACGGAAUAUCGUGAGUGGGUUCUCCACGGUAGAUGAUCUCGCAUUGUUUAACAUUGAAGGAAGCGGCAUGGUCGGUGUGCACGGUACAUCGUCACGGCUCUUCAGUGCACUGGAUCGCGUCAAGAUCAAUGUCGUGCUCAUUGCCCAGGCCAGUUCCGAGCACUCGAUCUGCUUUGCCGUGCCCAUGAAUUGUGCCGAGGUCGCGAAAGACGUCAUUAACGAGACGUUCUUCAAAGAGAUUCACGUGGGGCACAUUGACCAGGCCGAGUACAUUGCACCCGUUAGCAUCAUUGCCGCUGUGGGAGAUCAAAUGAACCAGACUCCAGGUGUCUGUGCUCGCUUCUUUGGUGCACUCGGCCGUGCAAAGAUCAACGUCUUGGCAAUAUCGCAGGGAUCGUCCGAGCGCAACAUUUCUGCAGUAGUUCGCUAUGAAGAUUCGGCUGCAGCGCUUCGGGCUGCACACUCGUCCUUCUUCUUGUCGGAUCAGACCCUUUCCAUCGGUGUAGUCGGUCUCGAGUUCGAAGAGAACGAGACCAACAGCGUUGGGAUAGCACUACUGAAGCAAUACCACCAGCAGCGCGAGUUCCUCAAGCAGCGCUUCAACGUGGAUAUCCGCGUACGUGCCAUCGGAACUCACAUGUCAGCUCAGAUGCUCCUAGACACUGACGGUGAUAUCACUGAAGAAGCUUUGGCAACUCGGAAGAACGAGUUCGUGCCGUUCGACUGGAGCGAGUUCUUGAACCACGUUUGCGUAGACCACCUGCCCCACUGGCUCAUCGUUGAUGUCUCCAAUAGCUUUCACCAUGUACAGGACCUGUACCCGCAAUGGCUACAGCGCAAGGUCCACGUCAUGACGUCCAACAUCAACGUCUCCUCAGUCUCAACGGCAUUGCACAACGCCAUGCAACUAACAGCGAUUAAGAACGAGCUUACGUACGAUCCCGAGGCUACGCUCGCGAUCGGGGUCCCCAUCUUCAAUACGAUCCAGAACUUCAUCCAGACAGGUGACGACAUCCAGCGGGUCGAGUACUCGGGAAGCCGCUUCUUGCAUGCUGUGUUCGACGCUGUCUUUGCAAGCCCGGACCCAGCUCAUGCGGACCUGGAAACGAUCAUGACAGACGUCAUAGCCCAGUACAAGAACGAGUUCAGCGUGCGUGAUAUCAUCGACGACGUGAUGGGCGUGCGCAGCGCCAAGAAGGCAAUCAUGAUUGCUCGAGAGAUGGGCUACGACAUCGAGAUGACCGACGUAGAUAUCAAGAGUCCAUGGGAAGCGAGCGCUACAGUCGCAGGUAGUCAAGACGAAGUCGGUACCUGGAGUUACGACUACCUCUUGAGCUAUUUGCUUGAGGCGAGCGAGCCGUUGAAACAGCAGAUCGCCAGGACAGCAGCAGACCCAAAACAGGCACUGCAGUUGCGCCAAAUGACGUACAUCAAUGCCAGCACGGGAACAAUCUCCGUCCGAGUCGAAGCCUUGUCCCCAAAGCACGCGUUCGCAUCGCUCACAGGCCGCCAAGGUGGCUUUGCGUUCUACACACUGCGGCAUUCGCUGCACCCCGUGGUGGUCACGGGUCCCAUUGCAGACUGCUCGAUCACAGCGGGUUCACUCUUUGGUAGCACGCUAUUCCUCGCCCGAAGUUGCGGGGCUCGUGCUCACAACUGCGGCCACAAACCGCGGCAGCUCGACCAGAACGCAUAA
Peronospora matthiolae is the source of this 2691-nucleotide messenger RNA. The record is from the annotation of a GenBank genome assembly. Lineage: Eukaryota; Oomycota; Peronosporomycetes; Peronosporales; Peronosporaceae.